AUGUAUUGUCGGCAAGUCGAUGUUGAUCUUCGUGGACUCGCUGUAUAUGGCCACGAUGAGACUGGUAUAAAUAAUAAUGCCCCAAAUGAUGUGCAAUAUAAGCCAUAUACUAUGCUUAUUAUUGUGGUCGAUCGCGUCAUGUUAAUAACAGUUGGUUUGAAGAAACGCCUAAUUAAAGAGCACAAGGGGUUCUUAUCCUGCUUUGAGGAUCCAUUUUUUGGUCUCAUCUCUAAACUCUACAUUGUUUGUCAAUUAUUUGCUGCAGCACCGAUAUUGGAUACUCCACACCCCUGUGCCUAUAUCGCAGAGAGGAUUCAUGAUUUCGGCACCGAUCUCGGUGAAGAAACCGGUAUMCUGGCUAUAAGUUUGAUAGCAAAUCGUAGACUACAUUGCCUUGAGCGUUUUCUCUGGGUCGCCAUAGUGCUCGCGUGCACAUUCGCCGCCUUACGUUUAAGUGGCGUUCAAGUGAGACGUUACUUACAUUCGCCGACUGUYAUAUCAGUGGAACGAGAUUAUCGCGGUUGGCAUGGUCCGCUGCCAGCAGUUACGCUUUGCUAUUACGAUCAUAUAGAUUCAUUCAAAGCGAAUGAGUAUAUACAGGAUAACUGGAAUAUUUCCAUUGUGGAUAAUGAUUAUUUCUACUUUAUGGAUUUUCUCUAUGCCGUGGUUAAUGCGACGGCUAGUAAUUAUGCGGAUCUAGCGCGUUUCGCAGAAGAUGAACGUUUCGAUAAUGUGGAUCUGGCRAAAUUGGUGCAUGCGAUCGAUAAACCUUUCGAACAAACUUUGACUAGCUUUGACAAGAAAAAUUCAACAAUACAAAUAAGACCAGUGAUGACAGAGCGUGGAUACUGUUAUGCCAUAAAUUCACCCAUGUCGGAAAUCUUAGCUGGGAGAAAUAUUGAGUACAAGGAUGUUAUUCAACCACUUACCUGCGAGUAUGGCAAGCAGCUGUGUUUCAUCAAAAUGGACUUAUACGAAAGUACAGGAACGGUCGAUAUCCAUUCACCAUUUGAGGUUUCCGCAAGCGAUGUGAAUAUUAUAGCCUUACACAAAUCGGAUGAGAUUACCGCUUCCUUUAAAGUGCUCGAAACAGUCGCGUCGAAUAAUUUGCGUGAUCUACAAGUAGACCAAAGGAAGUGUGUGUUUUACGACGAAGAGACAUCACAACUAAAGGUUUACAGCAAAACCCUUUGUUUAGUGCGUUGUCGCGCAGUUAUGGCUCUKGAAAUGUGUAACUGUGUACCGUUCUUCUAUGCUUUUGUGGAGGGUCCCAGUUGUAAUCCUGCCGGAUUCGAGUGUCUGCUCGAUUUCAAAUGGCCCAUUUGGGCMUUGCAUAUUUGCAAGUGUCCAAGUACAUGUACAGAAAUCGAAUACACUGUACAGACAGUGAAAAAGAGCUAUUGGGGCGUUAAAAUGAAUGAUGAAAUCGCCAUCACAGAUGUGGCUACAUCCAGCUUCCGUUGGGAUGUUAUACCGCCGAAAGUGCGUAUGAGACGUGAUGUAGUCUUUAGUUUUGAAGACUUACUAGUCUCAUUUGGCGGCACUUUGGCGCUGUUCUUUGGUUUUAGUCAAAUAUCUGUSGUUCGUAUUGGCUAUGUGCUCGCCUAUCACAUGAUAAUGGCAAUUGUGGAGUUACUACRUAGCUUAAGAAAUGUCUGUGGAAAAAGUUUAUACAAUUUUAAACGAAAGCGAAAUGGAAAUCAAAUUUUACUGGUACAGGAAAAGUUAAAGACUCCUUUUCGUUUGGUUAAAAAGCGUCAGCAGUUGAUCGCGUUACAUGAGAGUUUGUCAAAARAUGAUAAUCUCAGUAGUGCCAGUGAUUGUAAUGGUCCAACUGAUGGUAGUAUUGAUAAACCCGAAUUCGAGUAUCUAAACUGA
Molecule: messenger RNA, 1878 nt
Organism: Bactrocera latifrons
Lineage: Eukaryota; Metazoa; Arthropoda; Insecta; Diptera; Tephritidae
Gene: ppk3
Exons: 11
Coding region: 1-1878 (625 amino acids)
Biological process (GO): sodium ion transmembrane transport
Cellular component (GO): membrane
Molecular function (GO): ligand-gated sodium channel activity
Source: RefSeq, a predicted model, not a curated record